UGGAAGGAUGCUUUGUUUUACCAUAUGUCAAGGGAAUGUGCUAUGUGCUUUACAGGUAGCAUGGUUAAGAUGAGUGGGAUGUUUAUAAUUCUUGUUGUUGUUUGGGUGGUGUGUUUGAUAACUUAAACCAUAUUUGUAUGCAUGUGGGAUAAUGGUAUGGCCCAAUUAUCCAUAAUCUUGUUAGCCAAUCGCGUUUGUUUCAAGCUUAGUAAGAGGAGGAUAAAAACCCUGCUCAUGGUGAGUUUGGUUUUUUGGGUGUAGAGCUGGUUACCGGGGAGAGCUCUAAAAGUUUUUGCUUAUUUUUUUAUUAUGAUGGAGAACUAACUUUUGGCACUGGUGAAUAAAUAAACUGGCAAUUUUUGAAAUCUAUUUUUGCAUUCCUGAUCCCUUUUUAUCCUUGUUUCCUUGACUCCAACCGCAACGCUGUCCUGGCGAGUGCGGUGACCACCCCGGUCACCCACAUUUGGUGUCAGAAGUGGGAUCGACGCUGACAGAAAUUGGAGUCAUAAGGAAAGUGGUAAUUGGCUUGAGAUGGCGUAUCGUAGGCUGAAGAAGGAUGACAAAGCUGCAGAACCAGCAGAGGACCAGGAGGACGCUCGAGGAGAAGAUGGGGACCACACUCAAGGGUCUGAGCUGGCGGCACUGCGUAAGCUCCUGGAGAGGUCACUGGAGAGCCAGCAGAAGGAGGCCAUGAAACAGGAACAGCGCUGGAGGGGCAUCCAGGUCCAGCUGAAUCAGCUCCGCGACGACUUCGAGGGAGAGAAGCAGACGGUGUCCACGGCAAUGGCAGCGGCGGUCCAGGCAGCAUCAGCGGCGACAGGGGGCCAACCUGCAGCGGCGGCGGCGGCGACAGGGGGCCAACCUGCAGCGGCGGCGGCAGGGGGCCAACCUGCAACGGCGGCGGCGGCGACAGGGGGCCAACCUGCAGCGGCGGCAGCGGCGGCAGCGGCGGCGGCGGCGACAGGGGGCCAACCUGCAACGGCGGCAGCAGCGGUGGCGACAGUGAACCUGCAGCACAGCCUCAGGAUGCAAAGGCUUAACUUUUCAAGUUUCCCUGUCCUGGCUGAAGAAAAGCAUUACCACAGCGUGAUGCUGUGA
This is a messenger RNA of Cyprinodon tularosa, 1098 nucleotides long. RefSeq names its product circumsporozoite protein-like. Lineage: Eukaryota; Metazoa; Chordata; Actinopteri; Cyprinodontiformes; Cyprinodontidae. The record is from RefSeq and is a predicted model, not a curated record. The transcript has 3 exons. The coding region runs from base 532 to 1098 and encodes 188 amino acids.